AUGUCCUUCACCGUCCGCAAGAUCGGCCAGCCCUACACCCUGGAGCACCGGGUGUACAUCGAGAAAGAUGGCCAGCCUGUCUCUCCAUUCCACGACAUCCCCCUCUAUGCCAACGCUGAGAAGACAGUUCUCAACAUGAUCGUUGAGAUCCCCCGCUGGACCAACGCCAAGCAGGAGAUCUCCAAGGAGGAGUUCCUCAACCCUAUCAAGCAGGACACCAAGAAGGGCAAGCUGCGCUUUGUUCGCAACUGCUUCCCCCACAAGGGUUACCUCUGGAACUACGGUGCCUUCCCUCAGACCUGGGAAGACCCCAACGUCGUCCACCCCGAGACCAAGGCCAAGGGUGACAACGAUCCUCUCGAUGUCUGCGAGAUUGGUGAGCUUGUUGGCCACCCCGGUCAGGUCAAGCAGGUCAAGGUUCUUGGUGUGAUGGCCUUGCUCGAUGAGGAAGAGACCGACUGGAAGGUCAUCGUCAUUGAUAUCAACGACCCUCUUGCCCCUAAGCUCAACGACAUUGAGGAUGUUGAGCGCCACCUCCCCGGUCUCCUCCGUGCCACCAACGAGUGGUUCCGUAUCUACAAAAUCCCCGACGGCAAGCCCGAGAACCAGUUCGCCUUCUCUGGUGAGGCCAAGAACAAGAAGUACGCCGAGGAGGUCAUCCACGAGUGUGCCGAUGCCUGGGAGAAGCUUAUCACUGGAAAGUCUGACCGUGGCGACAUCAGCCUUGCAAGCUCCACUCUCGAGAACUCCGCUGAACGUGCCGACCCCUCCAAGCUCGCUAACAUCCCCAAGGGCGAGAACCUUCCCCCUGCUCCCGUUGAUGGCACCAUUGACAAGUGGUUCUUCAUCUCUGGUGCUGCUGUGUAA
Molecule: messenger RNA, 867 nt
Organism: Aspergillus versicolor CBS 583.65
Lineage: Eukaryota; Fungi; Ascomycota; Eurotiomycetes; Eurotiales; Aspergillaceae
Gene: ipp1
Product: inorganic diphosphatase IPP1
Exons: 5
Coding region: 1-867 (288 amino acids)
Biological process (GO): phosphate-containing compound metabolic process
Cellular component (GO): cytoplasm; nucleus
Molecular function (GO): magnesium ion binding; inorganic diphosphate phosphatase activity
Source: RefSeq, a predicted model, not a curated record